UUUUAUAAGACAACCAUUUUACGAUUUUCUCGUAUUCAUAUUCAGUUUUUUAUUUUAUUCAUUAAAAAUAAUGAAAUUGUUACGAAUUUUCGAUCGAAAUGUCGGGUCAUUUUAGCUAUUCCCGUUGGGAUCCGAUAUUGAUUUCUACACAGAUUGUUGCCAUACAGACUACAUUUUAUCUAAGUCUUGGAUUCAUCCUAUUCUUUAUUGCAAAUCUUUUUGGAUAUUAUCCUACAUUAGAUCAAAUAUUCAAUUCACAGAUUGUAAGCUUUAAAACUUCACUGGGUCUAGUCAUAACAAUUUCUUUUAUUUUAAAUUCUUUUUUCGGGGCCCUAAUUUUACAUUUCAUCGUUCGACGAGCAAAAAAAUGUCUAGAUUUUACACUGACUUUAUUCAUCAUUCAUCUUAUUAUGGUUCGAUUUUAUAAUGGUCAAAUACCAUCAUCAUUUUCUUGGUGGCUAUUAAACAUUAUUUGUAUAACCAUCAUGUGUAUAUCUGGUGAAUAUGUUUGUCUUCAAUCCGAACUGAAAGCCAUUCCAUUGUUGGUUGCAAAUAAAGUCAGUUCAUUGUGAUCAUUGUAUCAUCAAAAAAAAAUUAAUUUUCUCAAAAAAAAAAAAAAAUUUGUAAUUUAUAACAACAAAUGAAUAU
Messenger RNA from Dermatophagoides farinae (American house dust mite), 648 nucleotides. RefSeq names its product Sys1 golgi trafficking protein (gene Sys1). Gene Ontology annotation, biological process: Golgi to endosome transport; protein localization to Golgi apparatus; Golgi to plasma membrane protein transport. NCBI's taxonomy places the organism in Eukaryota, Metazoa, Arthropoda, Arachnida, Sarcoptiformes, Pyroglyphidae. Gene Ontology annotation, cellular component: Golgi membrane; trans-Golgi network. The record is from RefSeq and is a predicted model, not a curated record.